This is a messenger RNA of Aspergillus sclerotioniger CBS 115572, 1875 nucleotides long. RefSeq lists its product as uncharacterized. Bases 151 to 1542 code for a protein of 463 amino acids. NCBI's taxonomy places the organism in Eukaryota, Fungi, Ascomycota, Eurotiomycetes, Eurotiales, Aspergillaceae. The record is from RefSeq and is a predicted model, not a curated record. The transcript has a single exon.
UUCUUCCCUUACCCCCAGUUGGCUUGUGCAGCACCACACUUAGGCCUAUCGCCAUAUUCAUCAUUUUCAUUUCCUAUAGAAGCUGAUACUAAGAACAGGCACACUUGUGGUUGAAUAACUGGACACCCAUUCACCAACUCAACUGCAGUCAUGCCGGUGUCCAGGUCCGGCGGAUCAGGGUAUUCCAAUGGCCAAGCUUCGGACAGUCCCCAGAAAUCUCAGACAGUUCAGCCCGGCAGGUUGGAGGAGCGUCCUGGUUGCGCAUUCAUGAAACGCAACGAGUCUCGUGACACGGACUUCUACCAGAUAUUCCCUAUGGAAGUGGACAAAGAUACCUCUAUCCCCCCGCCUCCGGAUUCAAAAGUGUUGAAGGACGCCCGUUCUGAUAAGGGCGCGGUGAAGUACCAUGCUUCGUCCGAUAUAUCUCUUGAUACGUCUCUUUUGAAAAGCGGACAUGAGAACACAAUUGCAUGGGGUAAAAUCAAUCGAGAUGCUGCGUCCCUGGAAAGACCGGAAGAUCAUACCGAUGCCUUGAACGAGAGGUCCUUAUAUGAGAGCAAUUGUUUUGGUUCUCCUGAGGCCAAAACAGCGUGGAAGCCACCUAGGCCGCCCAAACCACGAUUCCUAUCGGACCUUGACGUCGCUGAUUCUAGGGCACUUGAGAACGCCUCAUUAUCUUCGAUAUUUGGUCCAAGAGAGGGUCAUUUGCAUCAUAAACGACUACUACCUGACUCCCCGGGUCCGUUCUCCACCCCCCAGGGCUGCUCUAGGUCUCGCAUUCGAUUGGCCAACCGAUCAAUUUUGCUGCAAGGCAUGGAUUAUGAUGCCAGAAAGCAACAGCGAAGGCCCUGGACAAACCCGAAGCCCGGCCCCUGUCGUCACGCUCCCCGACUUCCACCACGAGGCCCCAAGACAUACUUUCUCAAGGAUGACCCAAGUAGGCCGUUUCCAACCCCCCUCCCGUCGAUCGACAACCUGCCAUUGCGCAAGGACCCGAGGGUUGGUUCACAAAAGACUGUCAAUGUACAUCUUCAGGAUUUCAGUGAUGUCUUUUUGAGUCGCCAACGGAUACGGGACUCAACAUGGCAGCUCAUAAGCGAUUGUUUUGAGAAGGCCCUAGGCUGGAUUUCGCACUGGUUCAGGCUAGAAGAACGAAGCGUUGUCAGUCUGUCCUUGGUUGGAAAACGAUCAGUCAAACAGCCUUUGCAUUCCGGAUCCGAAGGAUAUUCGUUUCAUGUAAAUUUGAACUGGUCGAUCAUGACAAAGCCAACGGCAAACCAUGAUAAGCAGGAUAUGAACUUAUCUGUUUCUUCUCCUAGCAGCGAUACCGUACGUCUCUUCCAGGUUGAUAUCACGGUUCCGAUUCUAUUUUUGCAGGUUCUCGCGCGCCUCGGUGCUAUUCUACGGAGCCUCAUGUUUUCAGAGGCCAUGGCUGUCGUUGUGCAACUUCUCCUAAGAUUGGCUGGAGCACUCGUUUUAUAUGUUUUGGAGAAGCUGUACAUCAACAUAACUAUUCGCCCAGGGAAGCCUGUUGCCGCUUAAAGCAGACGUUCUGAAGAAUACGAAGCUAGUAUUCGAGCAUGGCCUGCGUGCUAUCUCCCUUGACAGAAAUGAGAUGAAGGCUAAGAAGGAUGCGACAUUAUGCUAUGGACGAUCGUUAUGCACACUUACUUACAAAAAUCCAUUUUAUUCACACCCAGAAUGAGGCAAAUGAUGAUUUGAAAGAGACAACAAAUAUCACACAAAAAAAUUGGAGAAAGGAAACACAAAAAAAAGGGUCUGGUAACAAGGGCCAAGGAAAAUCCGAACGCCAGCUGCUUGAAAGCAUAUUGCCGCCCAGUCCAUAUCGAUACCUUAUUCCGGACCGAGGGUCAU